AUGAGCACCCCUUCCCAGCCAUCCGCCUCCGGCGUCGGCACUCCGCCCGUCCCCCACGGCGUAGGCAAUCCCUCGGGAACGCCCCUCGUACUACCCACCCGCUCCUCACAAAAGGAUGGGAACAGCUCCCUGGGCACCUUCGGCGUCAAGUCCGGUCUUGCACAGAUGCUCAAGGGUGGAGUCAUCAUGGACGUCAUCAACGCAGAACAGGCGCGCAUAGCUGAGGAGGCUGGCGCGUGCGCCGUCAUGGCCCUCGAGCGAGUCCCCGCUGACAUCAGGAGAGAAGGUGGCGUCGCACGCAUGAGCGAUCCCCAUCUCAUCAAAGAAAUCGUCGACGCCGUGACCAUCCCCGUCAUGGCCAAGGUGCGCAUAGGGCACUUCGUAGAGGCGCAGAUCCUGCAAGCCAUCGGGAUCGACUACAUCGACGAGUCCGAGGUGCUCACCCCCGCAGACGAAGAGCACCACAUCAACAAGCACCCGUUCAAGGUCCCCUUCGUCUGCGGCGCGCGCAACCUCGGCGAGGCACUCCGCCGCAUAUCCGAGGGCGCGGCCUUUAUCCGCACUAAAGGCGAGGCGGGCACGGGCAACGUCGUCGAGGCCGUGCGGCACCAGCGCGCGGUCAUGAGCGAGAUCCGGCGCGCGACCAUCAUGAGCGAGGAGGAGCUCUACGCGUAUGCCAAGGACAUCCAGGCGCCGUUCCACCUCCUUAAGGAGACCGCCCGCCUGAAACGGCUGCCUGUCGUCAACUUCGCGGCCGGCGGCAUCGCCACGCCUGCGGAUGCUGCGUUGAUGAUGCAGCUCGGGUGUGAUGGAGUCUUCGUUGGAUCGGGUAUCUUCCAUUCGGGCGAUCCAGCAAAGCGCGCCCGCGCCAUCGUCCAAGCAGUAACACACUACAACAACCCAAAAAUCUUGGCAGAGAUUUCUGAAAACCUCGGCGCUGCGAUGGUUGGACUGACCAUUGAUUCCAACUUGAAAGGCGGCAGGAUGGCUGAACGAGGUUGGUGA
Molecule: messenger RNA, 1005 nt
Organism: Sparassis crispa
Lineage: Eukaryota; Fungi; Basidiomycota; Agaricomycetes; Polyporales; Sparassidaceae
Product: Probable pyridoxal 5'-phosphate synthase subunit
Exons: 12
Coding region: 1-1005 (334 amino acids)
Biological process (GO): pyridoxine biosynthetic process; pyridoxal 5'-phosphate biosynthetic process; amino acid metabolic process
Molecular function (GO): amine-lyase activity
Source: RefSeq, a predicted model, not a curated record